AUGAAGGUAGCCAGGGGCCUCGUCCCAUCAGAGGGUGGCGCGACUGGCCGGGCGGGGGUGGCGGGGCAGCAGAGGAAGGGCGCUCGCAUUCUGGCGGCUGAGACCUUCGCUCACCACGCCCCUCUGCCCGGCUACCUCGACCACAUCCCCCGCCGCCAGGCCCUCGCCACCUGUACGCACUGCUGCUCCCUCCUCUCCCUCUCUUCCCUGCCGUGGUCCUCUCCCUCUCUUGCCUCUCAUCUCGCCGCCAGGCCCUCGCCACCAGUACGUUGCUGCUGCUCCCUCCUCUCCCUCUCUUCCCUGCCUUGGUUCCUUAGCUCUGCUGUUCCCUUCUUCUCACUGCCUGUCCCUGCUUCGCUUGCCGCUCAUUUCUAUGCUCCCUUUGGCUCUCAUUCCUCUGCUCCCUUUGUCUCUCAUUCCUCUGCUCCCUUUGUCUCUCAUUCCUCUGCUCCCUUUGUCUCUCAUUCCUCUGCUCCCUUUGUCUCUCAUUCCUCUGCUCCCUUUGCAUCUCAUUCCUCUGCUCCCUUUGCCUCUCAUUCCUCUGCUCCCUUUGUCUCUCAUUCCUCUGCUCCCUUUGUCUCUCAUUCCUCUGCUCCCUUUGUCUCUCAUUCCUCUGCUCCCUUUGUCUCUCAUUCCUCUGCUCCCUUUGUCUCUCAUUCCUCUGCUCCCUUUGUCUCUCAUUCCUCUGCUCCCUUUGUCUCUCAUUCCUCUGCUCCCUUUGUCUCUCAUUCCUCUGCUUCCUUUGCCUCUCAUUCCUCUGCUCCCUUUGUCUCUCAUUCCUCUGCUCCCUUUGCCUCUCAUUCCUCUGCUCCCUUUGUCUCUCAUUCUUCUGCUCCCUUUGUCUCUCAUUCCUCUGCUCCCUUUGUCUCUCAUUCCUCUGCUCCCUUUGUCUCUCAUUCCUCUGCUCCCUUUGCCUCUCAUUCCUCUGCUCCCUUUGCCUCUCAUUCCUCUGCUCCCUUUGUCUCUCAUUCCUCUGCUCCCGUUGCCACCUCCACUGUCGUCCUGUGGGCGCACGACGGUGACGAUCCGCUCGCAGUACCGGGGCCGUACGACCUGCACAACGACAUCUACAACAUGACCUUCUAUAACGGCUGCGCCUACAACGUCACCAGCCCGCUGCGCGUGUUUCAGUGCUUCAACUUCGGCAACGUGUGGGAGGGCAUCCUCGACAACCCCGAUCCCAACCCCUCGCAGUACCAGCAAGGCGAAAUCUUCGUGCAGACGACGCCGGGGUACUGUGAGAUGCGCAUGAACCGCGGUGCUAGCGGCACUCUGCAGAUGCUCCCUGGGGAGACCGUCAACAUUGUGUAUGCGUACUUGUGGGACUUCCGGCCCUGCGUGCAGGAGCUGCGCUUCGGCAAUGGCAACAGCUACUCCAUGACCAACACCACCGAGUGCCAGCUCGCCCAGGUCAUCUAG
Molecule: messenger RNA, 1419 nt
Organism: Closterium sp. Naga37s-1
Lineage: Eukaryota; Viridiplantae; Streptophyta; Zygnematophyceae; Desmidiales; Closteriaceae
Source: the annotation of a GenBank genome assembly